AUGGGUGAUUAUAAAAAGAAUAAAGUACUCCGGUCGACUGAAAUUCAUAAAUUGAACGAAAUAUACGAUGUUGCUCUGAAAGUUAAUGCCGAAGAUGAAAGUUUUUAUCCCAUUCUUGAAGCUAUGUAUAAAGAACUUGAGGAAACUCGAACAAAUUUUUAUAAACUUCACAAUAAAAUUAUAUCAAUCAUAUGUGAUAAGCAAAAUGCGGAUGAACUAUUCAAGAUUGAGGAUGAUUUUCGAAAAAAAUUCGAUAUUCAAUAUUAUAGAAUUCAAGCUAUUUAUACGCAACGUUUAAUGAAGCCGACGACGCAAUCUGUGGCUAUACCGGGUGAACAAUUGCCCAUCUCUGCAUAUUUAAAUUUACCCAAGCCUGAGUUACCGACAUUUAGAGGAGAAGUUACCGAGUUUCGGAGUUUUCUCGAUCAAUUUGAUGCGCGUGUUCAUACGGUCCCCCACUUAAAAGCGAUUGACAAAUUUAACCUAUUAGUUUCUUGCUUGAAAGGUGUCGCUCGGGACGCUGUCGACCAUUUGGAUAUCACAGCAGAUAAUUACACAAUUGCUUACGAUUUACUAAAAGAAAGGUUCAAUAAACAAAUUCGAGCGUUUUACUUUCCACUGCUUUUCUCGAAAUACUCGACGGUCGCGGAAUCUACCAGCCGAUACGAUGCUUACUCGAUUCAGGAAGUAUGUCGUCAGCCGUCUGGUCGGUUCAUCGUCGACUUACCUUUUAAGGAAGCAGCCCCUAUCUUCCCAAAUAUCCGAUCUCUGGCUUUACAGAGGUUUUAUUCCCUUGAGCGGAGACUUAAGAAGCAGCCUGAGAUUUACUCGCAAUAUCGCGACUUCAUGAACGAAUUUAUUGCGCUUAACCACAUGGAAUCUAUUCCAGACGAUUCGUUCAGUCCCCUCACUGUUAUUAUCUAUCCCACCAUUGUGUCUUAA
Molecule: messenger RNA, 942 nt
Organism: Cylas formicarius (sweet potato weevil)
Lineage: Eukaryota; Metazoa; Arthropoda; Insecta; Coleoptera; Brentidae
Exons: 2
Coding region: 1-942 (313 amino acids)
Source: RefSeq, a predicted model, not a curated record